Molecule: messenger RNA, 583 nt
Organism: Haliotis rubra (blacklip abalone)
Lineage: Eukaryota; Metazoa; Mollusca; Gastropoda; Lepetellida; Haliotidae
Exons: 4
Coding region: 71-427 (118 amino acids)
Source: RefSeq, a predicted model, not a curated record
CCACCAGCAUUAUAUAAGUUUACCCACAUUCACACUCGUUAAGACGCCACAUCGUCAGUCACUCCUCACCAUGAACAAGUGGAUCAUUUCAGCGUUUCUUGUAGCAGCAGUAUGUGUCGGCUAUUCGAGCGCUGCUUGUUCAGUGGAUGACUUGUCCGUCGUCACUACCUGUUCAACUAACUUUGCAACCGCCUUCACUGCAGCCGGCCAGGAUAAGAGUAAAGUCUGUGCUGCGUUCGAGGCUUUCAUCACCUGCAUCAACAAAGUGAGCAGCGGUUGUAAGAGUGACCCAUCGUUCAGUCAGGCAAUCGACGCGAUAAAGAGUCAAGUGGGAAGUUUCGGAUGUACAUCCUCAGCAUCUGGAGUACACAUGUCGGUUGUUGCAACAAUCAUCGCUCUUAUCGCCGCCUAUGUGUUCAUGAAAUAGACAGAUUUAAAUAAACAUUGAACAUAAUCAUACACAGGUCGGAAUAAUCAUUGAACAUAAUCAUUCAUUUGUUUCAUCAAGCAAAUGUUGAAAUGUAUACUUUAAGAACUGUUAUUUACAUGAUCAAAUAAACAUCAAAUUAUUUACAUAUCAAAA